AUGAGAUGGGGGCUUGAUUUUCUUUUCUUUCUUUUUCAAUAUUAUUAUUACUCAUUGUGCAACAUUUUUCAUGUCUUGUGCACUUUUUGUUCUGCUUCUCUGCCCCCCUCCCGCCAAUGCCGAGGGUAUCUGGCCCUUUCGACAUCCCCCCCCAAGCAGUGUAUCUGCCACCUUUUAAACCUCCCCCCCUCUGCAGUGUAUCUGCCCCUUUUACCCUCCCCCUGCAGUGUCUGUCCUUUUACCCCCCCUGAGUGUAUCUGUCUCUUCUCCCCCCCCCCCUAUACAGCUGCAUUUGUCUCUCUACCCCACUUUUUCUGUCCCCCCCGUCUCUCUAACCUUACUCCCACAAUUGGUUCCCCUCUUCCACCCCAACUCUUUUCUCUCCCCCACCACACUGCUUCUUGUUGCCUCUUUUCUCUUCAUUCACCUAGACACCCUUUCUGUUAUUGUCUCCCUUCAUCCUUGAAGUCUCUCAUCCUUUCUCCUUCUUUCAUUGCCCAUGUCACACUUGGCUCCACUGUCUAUAAAGGAAGCUUUUAUUUCUUCUUUAUGGUUUGUUGA
Messenger RNA from Acanthosepion pharaonis, 561 nucleotides. The record is from the annotation of a GenBank genome assembly. NCBI's taxonomy places the organism in Eukaryota, Metazoa, Mollusca, Cephalopoda, Sepiida, Sepiidae.